AUGACUGCUUCUUCCCCUGACAAGGACAACAAGAUGAUCUUGCACUACGUGCUUCCUGGCUAUGCAGGUCUUGGUGGUCCGAUCCGCUUCAUGCUAGAUGAUGCUGGUGUCGAUUAUGAAUACGACAACAUUGGAUGGGAUGAAUUUACCUCCAAGGUCAAGUAUCAGUGGAUUGACUCGGGCUAUCCUUUCGACCAAACUCCCAUGAUCGAGUACAAUGGCAAACGUUACAGUGGCAAUAUGCCCAUCAUGCGUUUUCUUUCCAAGAAAUUAGCUAAGUAUGUGCCAGCCGAUGAAGACCUUGAACAAUUUGUGGAUUGCACUUUGGAUGCUGCCAUGGAUUGGUUUCGUGCUCGACAUGUGCAUAUCCACCGUGGGGAGGAAGCCAUUGAAGAGUACCAAAAAAAGCAUCUUGAUGUUUUCUUUUCACGCUUUGAACGCGUGUAUAAUUACCGUGAUGGUCCGUAUGCUGCCGGUGAAGAGCUUUCUUAUGCCGAUUUUUAUGUCUUCUUUGUCAUCAAUCUCCCUCUCCAUAGAGAGCACCUCAAUAACUACCCCAAGCUCGCCAAGUUUGCUGAAAUGAUGCAUGCACGCAAGUCGCUCCAGGCUGGUAUUGAAUACAUGAAAACUAUGCCAAAAGGAAGAAUGAGAUAA
Lichtheimia ornata is the source of this 654-nucleotide messenger RNA. RefSeq lists its product as uncharacterized. The record is from RefSeq and is a predicted model, not a curated record. Lineage: Eukaryota; Fungi; Mucoromycota; Mucoromycetes; Mucorales; Lichtheimiaceae. Gene Ontology annotation, biological process: glutathione metabolic process. Gene Ontology annotation, molecular function: glutathione transferase activity. The coding region runs from base 1 to 654 and encodes 217 amino acids. The transcript has 6 exons.